Molecule: messenger RNA, 1689 nt
Organism: Panicum hallii
Lineage: Eukaryota; Viridiplantae; Streptophyta; Magnoliopsida; Poales; Poaceae
Exons: 10
Coding region: 634-1404 (256 amino acids)
Source: RefSeq, a predicted model, not a curated record
UUAUUUUCCUUAGCUGGUUUUCUAACCAAUGCCUCGUCCUUUUAGGCUGCGCCAUGGUAGUUGGUAGAGCAAACGGAGUCGGAACCUGCCCGGCAGCAGGGUCGGUCAUCACGUUGGCGUCCGACCUGGCCUCCCUCUUCCUGGUCCGACCUGACCCACCCACGCCCUUUGUUGCCUUGUUCACCUCAACAACCUUUCCCUUCCUGUCCCAACCGCCGACUUGCCUCGCGCCGCCGGCUCGCCGCCGUCCAUCUGGCCGCCCGUCUUCUUCUUCUGAAGUGAAGGGAAAGAAAAGGAAGAGAGCAAACGAGGCCUGCCGCCUGCGCCGCGCCGCGCCCCAGGUCUGAUCCCAUAGUUCUCCUUGAUUUCUUCCUCAUGAUCUUGCUUUCUCUCGAUCCGUGACCUCAGCCCCUCGCCGAUCUCUCCUAUCUGUUUGGUUCGGAUCUCCUGUAUCUUCCCAUACUGGACUCGAGGUGUCCCCGCCUUCCUCCCUGGGAUGCGAGGACAGGGCAUGCCUCUUAAUUUUUAACGGGAUCAGGUGUAGAUCAGUCAGCCCUAAUUACCGAGGCACACCUGCGCUUGUGCAAUUUCGAAAAACAAAUGAGUAUGCCCUUCUAGCACUUGGAUAUUUGGAUGGAUGAUUUUUAUGGACGGAUAGAGGUCUUCCCACAAUACUUUGUGCCAUCAAAAGAAGCUAUGGAGAGUCCUGAUGGUCUAUCCACAAGUAAGAAUAACCUGGAUACUUCACCAAGUUCGCGUGUACGUUCCGGGACUCCGAAACGAGCUAAGGGAGCUGCAUCUAUUUUGCGUUUGCUGUCCAUUCCCCGCUUUAGAUGGUCGACGAGCAAUGAAGAUGAUGACAAGAUUGAAUUAUCCAGAGCUGAAGUAGAGUCAUUACGAACUGAAAUAGCGGAUGCUGAGGAAAGAGAAUCCCACUUAAAAGCUCGGUUGGAAAAUAUCGACGAAGUUUUAAGAUAUGCUCGUCUUUCUGGCUAUCUUUACAUUAGAAGUCGAUGGACCCAACUUCCUGGAGAACCUCCUAUCUUAGACGAUGCUGAUGUGGACGACUGGCUUCCUCGGUUUGUUGUUCUACAAGGGCAGUGUGUGUACUAUUAUCUGAAAUCUACAGAUUUGAGCCCGCAAGAAUCUACACUGCUAUGUGACAUUGUUGAAGUAGGGCGGCUCCCAAACUUUGUGCCAGAAGAUGAGAAGACAAGAUACGCGUUUUACCUGCUGAGCCGUCAAGGCUUGAAGUUUGAAUGCUCCAGUACCUCCGAAAUUCAGGUUGAUUCAUGGGUGAAAGGACUGACAAGCGAUUGCAAAUUGCGGGGUGGUGCUGCUGGUGAGGAUGAGACGACGAAGCCUAGGAGUAGCCAACAAGUAGAAGAUGGGUCGUCAUGGUGAUCGAUCGGACACGGGUUUCGGUUCCCAGCCAAGGAUGCUCUGCUCGCCGGAUGUACGUACAUUACAGCAGAGUAAUUGGCUCGUGCUGGUAGCAAAAACAUUUUGUGUUAUUCUUUUUUUAGAAAAAAAUCCUCGAUUGACCGAGAAUUAAACUGCAUGUGUAUAAAACUAGUACUCCGUGUACAUACAUGUAAAGGAAGCAGCAUAUAUAUAGAGAGAGGUGCGACACGGCAGGGCAUGCAUGUGUAUAUUUCCUUGCUCAUCGUAUAAAAUUCUUUCGGCUCG